UUGUUGAAUGCUCAUCCUUAAAAUCACAAUUUAGAAAGAGUCCAGGUCAUGCUCACACUUUGCUCUAAACUUUACCUUAUCAUUUGCAAGUAUUGUUAGUUGCCAUUUGCAAAAUGGCUGUUCAACAGAGACUGGAAGAUUCCACAAUGCAACCAUAUCGUCCUGCACCAACAUUCACAUUGGACUCACAGUCAUUCUCCACCAAGAAGGAGAGAAAAACUCCUCGUCACUCAGCACCUCCCAAACCUCCCGCCAAGAGCUGCCCUGUUACUAGGAUAUUCACGCACCGACAGCCAACACACAGCGCUCCCGUGCCUGUGUCAUUCAGACCUCAUGUAGAAAAAUCUUUUAUUGCUGAAAGUCCAAUAUAUAAUGCGCAGCACAGCAAGUCUUAUUUCGAGCAAUGCUAUGAGAUUGAAGAUAAACUUGGAAAAGGCUCCUUUGGUGAAGUCUACAGAGUUCGCUGCAAAGAAAGUGGCAAAGUUUAUGCUUGCAAGAAAACCAUCUUGAAGUUUCGGGGAGAUUCAGACAGGAGACGUAGACUGGCAGAGGUUGCCAAGCAUGAGAAGCUCCCCAAGCAUGCUAAUUGCGUGGAGUUCCAUCGGGCCUGGGAGGAGCAUCAGCAUCUCUUUAUUCUCACAGAAGUCUGCCAGAAAUCCUUGGCAUCUUUGUCUGAAGAGUCUCCUGGCUGCCUACCUCAAGACAAAGUCUGGAAGUAUGCACUGCAUCUUCUGCAGGCAAUUGAUCAUCUUCACCGUCACUCCCUGGUUCACAUGGACAUCAAACCUGAAAACAUUUUCCUAAGUCAUGACGGUACAUGCAAGUUGGGGGAUUUUGGCUUGAUGUUUGACAUGUCAAAGGAUAACAUGAGUGAAGCCAUUGAAGGAGACCCCAAGUACAUGGCGCCUGAAUGUUUGAUGUCUCAGUUCAGCCCCGCGGCAGACAUGUUCUCGCUGGGCAUCACACUACUGGAGCUCGCCCUCGACCUGGACCUGCCCACGCAGGGCAGCAUGUGGCAGAGCCUCAGGCAGGGCGUCCUGCCUUCUUCCUUCUCUGAGCUGUCACCGAGCCUACAGGAGUUGUUGCUGGGUCUGUUGGAGCCUGAACCUAAGAAGCGCCUAACCGCAGCCCAAGCGCUGCUACUGCCGCGCCUCAGACGCCUCAGCAGACAGCAGCGCUGCCUCAGCAUCAUCAAGGCUGGCGUGAGAAGACUGCAGGCGCUGUGGAGUGCAGUACUGGCAUGUUUGGUGUACGUCGUGUCGCCCGUGACGACGCGUGUGCAGGAGCGAGCUCGUCUCUUCCACAAGCUCCUCAGCGACACUCGUGACGCAGCUCAGCCUUCGCUACCUGCUACGCCUCCCAACCAUAAGGCCGACCUCUCCCGUGACAGCUUCUCCUCUACCCCUUCCCGAGACGGGAGCUUCUCUGCUCACUGUUCCAAUGCUGAUCUGAUUCGGCCGUUCCGCGCCGUGGAUCGACAGCUGAGCUCCACUCCCUCCCACCACGAUACCUUCACUUGCUCAGGGCCUUUGAGUUACAGUGAUCGAAACCUGGCAUCAAGCGGCGUUGCUGGUUUCGGACGUCGCCCCCUUCCUUCAUUACCUAUUGCACUAAACUUGAACAUGUCCGUGAGCGAUCAUUCUAGUCUAAACCAAAGUGGAUCUCGUCUUGCUUCAGAAAUUGAUUGCGGCACCCCGUGUUCUUCGCGACAACGAUCUCCGCCGCCGCCUAUACAUUCCCGUGUGCAGGAAACUGAACCCCAGCAUAAACUGUCGGACCUCCAAGGUUCUCCCAAUCAAUCACAAUGCAAGAAUGAUCCUCCAACUCCCUUCGCAACCACAAGCGCAACGCCUCGUCUGAACUGCGCUGCUGACAAUUAUACCAAUUGCCUCUAUCAGGGAAGAAGUUUAGCGCCUCCAACUCCUCAGAUUUCAUUCAUUGUGCCUGCCACGCCUCAAAGCUCUAGAUGUACACGAUUAUCUUCGGCCCAUCAGGUUCCUGUUAUGGGCACUCCAACUUCGCAAACGUUGCCUCGUCGACUAUUUAUGCCCUCUGGAUUGCGGCAAAGAAGUGGAUAUUCCUCGCUGAAUACUUCACCUGUUCUUGGGCAGCCAAUCUCGCGAAGGUCUUCGGUCUUGUCUGAAGACUCAGUUGGCAGUAACACAACUAAUGGCUGCACCUCUCGCAACUUAAUGGACUUGUUUAGUCAAGUGGACUGUUCCGAUUCCGAAUGAAAUAGUUGAAAUGGUUUACCCGAUUGCUUCAUUGCAUAUGUGCCUUCUGUGUCCAGGCUCUUUGAUGAUGCAUGCAGCUUCGUUCUGGGAAGCAACCCCGUCCUAAUUAUGUAUUUAUCAUUGUGUUUUAUUAAAGAUUUAUGACGUUGCUGAAAUCUAUUUUUACAGAUUUAGCCCGGUACUAAUCAUAGCUACAAGAAUAGAUUAGCUGACAUCUUGGGCUCUGUGUUGAAUUCAGGAGUUUGCUUUCAGUCAUUACAAAAUGGUGUAUGGCUCGGGAAGCCAAUGUGUUUCUGAUUAUUACCGUGCUACCAGCUUUUCGCGUAUUGUUCAUCAAACAUUGAUAUCUAGAAGAACUGAGGUUUCCUACUCGUAACAGUUCGUUUAUCCGCUCUCGACGUAAAGGCGAACCUAGUUUAGUUUUAGAUGUGGGUUGAUCUAGUGCAUCUCCUCGUUAUAAUGUACUUUGAUAUUGCAAUAUUUUUCAUUGUAGUAUUUAAUUAAUGUACUCAUGCCAAGGAGAUGUAGGCUCUGCUUUUAAAAUAAGAUUGUUACGUUGUAAAUGUCUUGUUAUUCUUUAUUUGGCUCGAUAAUGUAAAGGACUGGGAACGUGUGGGCAGCCUUUCAAGAAUAUUUCAUGCCACGUUCUCUGAAGGUAUCGUAUUCAUAGCUAGUGUUAUCGGCGCAACGUGCAACUUCUGUCUCGUUGACGAGCUUGCAAUUAUCCUUGCCUUGUAUCAAUGAGCAUAGCUUUUUCUUCAUGUUCUGCGUUUUAAUUUAGAGUUCAGAUUGUUGGCCCUCAUUGUGGCUAGCAUUUCGACUUCAUUUAAAUGCUGUCAUUCGCCACCUGAUUAUUUAACUAAUUAUUCUUUUAUGCAAGCCUACUCUCAAAUAAGGCCUGCAACAAACGGCAUGAAAAAAAACCUUCAUUUUGGCUUUUCUGAACGUUUAUUACGAAAUUCGUCACCAGCAAUGUUGGUGUGAGAAAAGUCUUUUUACUGUCAAAUUAUAUGACGAAUUAUUCCUAAGCAAUGUCAUCAUAAACGAAAUGGAGGGUCGUUGAGAUCUGAAUGUAUUUAAAAGUUUGUUUUUUUGUGUUUAUCUCGCAGCUUUAGGUUGUGCGUGCUUUAUCUGGUUUUCACGUCCCAUUACGAUGAUCAGUAAAAAAUAACGACUCUGAUUUAUUAGAUGAUCAUCUACUACGGAAAGCUCUGGAACUUUUUUUAAUAAAUGCAUUAAACAAUGGCUUUGA
Hyalella azteca is the source of this 3486-nucleotide messenger RNA. RefSeq names its product membrane-associated tyrosine- and threonine-specific cdc2-inhibitory kinase. Gene Ontology annotation, biological process: protein phosphorylation. The record is from RefSeq and is a predicted model, not a curated record. Gene Ontology annotation, molecular function: ATP binding; protein kinase activity. Bases 114 to 2234 code for a protein of 706 amino acids. The transcript is spliced from 10 exons. Lineage: Eukaryota; Metazoa; Arthropoda; Malacostraca; Amphipoda; Hyalellidae.